GCACUGGAGCCCUGGCCAGCGCGCAGCCUUCCCGGCGCCGGCUAGCUGAGUCUUGGGAAUUCUCACUCGCUUCGGCGCACUCCCUUUCACAAAACCACUGGAUCUUACAAGCUUCUGUAAACCCCACUUUCACUCCAUGUCCCCAUGCUCCUGUGCCACCAGCAACAGGACUAGUUCUUUGGAUGUCAGCUGAGUUACUAAGGUAAUUCUGCAUGUCAAAAGGCAAACCUUGGUAGAAUCCCAAGUGUCUUGGAAGCCGCCUUCACUCUUCAUUUGUUUUUUUCUUCGGUGUGUGUGUCUUCACCGAACAUUCAAAACUGUUUCUCCAAAGGGUUUUGCAAAAACUCAGACUGUUUUCCAAGGCAGAAGCACUGGCGGCCACCGCUGAAGCAAUGGGCAGUGUGCGCACGAACCGCUACAGCAUUGUCUCGUCAGAAGAAGACGGCAUGAAGUUGGCCACCAUGGCGGUGGCCAAUGGCUUUGGGAAUGGGAAGAGUAAAGUCCACACCCGACAACAGUGCAGAAGCCGCUUUGUGAAGAAAGAUGGCCACUGCAAUGUUCAGUUCAUCAACGUGGGUGAGAAAGGACAGCGGUACCUGGCAGACAUCUUUACCACCUGUGUGGACAUUCGCUGGAGGUGGAUGCUGGUGAUCUUCUGCCUGGCUUUUGUGCUGUCCUGGCUGUUCUUUGGUUGCGUGUUUUGGUUGAUAGCUCUGCUCCACGGGGAUCUGGAUGCAUCAAAAGACAGCAAAGCUUGUGUGUCUGAAGUUAACAGCUUCACGGCGGCCUUCCUCUUCUCCAUUGAGACGCAGACAACCAUCGGCUAUGGCUUCAGGUGUGUCACGGACGAGUGCCCGAUUGCUGUCUUCAUGGUGGUGUUCCAGUCCAUCGUGGGCUGCAUCAUCGAUGCUUUCAUCAUAGGCGCGGUUAUGGCGAAGAUGGCAAAGCCAAAGAAGAGAAAUGAGACUCUGGUCUUCAGUCACAAUGCUGUCAUUGCCAUGAGGGAUGGCAAGCUGUGCUUGAUGUGGAGGGUGGGUAAUCUUCGGAAAAGCCACCUCGUGGAAGCUCACGUCCGAGCACAGCUCCUGAAAUCCAGAAUCACUUCGGAAGGGGAGUAUAUACCCCUGGACCAGAUAGACAUCAAUGUGGGGUUUGAUAGUGGAAUUGACCGUAUAUUUUUAGUGUCCCCAAUCACCAUCGUCCAUGAAAUAGAUGAAGACAGUCCUCUAUAUGACUUGAGUAAACAGGACAUUGACAAUGCAGAUUUUGAAAUUGUUGUCAUACUAGAAGGCAUGGUGGAGGCCACGGCCAUGACCACGCAGUGCCGGAGCUCUUAUCUGGCUAAUGAAAUCCUCUGGGGUCACCGCUAUGAGCCCGUGCUCUUUGAGGAAAAGCACUACUACAAAGUGGACUAUUCGAGGUUCCACAAGACUUACGAAGUACCAAACACCCCACUUUGUAGUGCCAGAGACUUAGCAGAAAAGAAAUACAUCCUCUCCAAUGCAAAUUCAUUUUGCUAUGAAAAUGAAGUUGCCCUCACAAGCAAAGAGGAAGAGGACAGUGAAAAUGAUGUCCCAGAAAGCACUAGUACAGACUCCCCUCCUGGCAUAGACCUUCAUAACCAGGCCAGCGUACCUCUAGAGCCCAGGCCCUUAAGGCGAGAAUCCGAGAUAUGACUGACAGAUUCCUUCUCUGGAAUUUUAACUUCGUUACACAGUCUGCUGUUGGUCAGAGGCCCAAAACAGUUAUACAGACCACGGUACUGGUCAAGAGGUGGGUGAAGGCAAGAGGCCACGAGAGACUAAAAUGGCACAAGGAUUUCCAGAAAAGACUGUAAGCUGGAUGACUGACGGUAAAGCACUACGCAGGCCUCUGCGUGACCCAAUGGAAGGCACAUAUCUGUUGUAGAAUAAGUUAUAGGGGUUUUAAUGUAUUGUUUUGUGUUUCGACAAAACUUGAAUAUGCAGGCAAGCCUUGGUUUGAGUAUUUGACUUAUCUGGAUUGCUUCUCUUUAAGAGAACAAGAAUGUUUUUAAUGGCAUAACAAAGGCAAGACUCUGCCUUAAUUUUUUUGAAAAGCUGCUAACUACAUGAACACAAAUUGUAUUUUUGUUGCAGUGUAGUUUACCUUUUGUGUAAUUUAAAAAGUCAGUGUUGAACUUUGUUGAAAGCGUACAGUGUACUUCAAAGUGGCAAGUAUUUGGCUAUUACCUGCCAAAAUGAGAGCCUGAUGUUUUUGAGGCCAGUAAUUUGUUUGCUAGAAUUGAUCUCUCUCUCUCUCUCUCUCUCUCUCUCUCUCUCUCUCUCUCUCUCUC
Nannospalax galili (Upper Galilee mountains blind mole rat) is the source of this 2314-nucleotide messenger RNA. It is a transcript of the gene Kcnj2, whose product is annotated as potassium voltage-gated channel subfamily J member 2. Gene Ontology annotation, molecular function: inward rectifier potassium channel activity. NCBI's taxonomy places the organism in Eukaryota, Metazoa, Chordata, Mammalia, Rodentia, Spalacidae. Gene Ontology annotation, biological process: regulation of monoatomic ion transmembrane transport; potassium ion import across plasma membrane. The transcript has 2 exons. The record is from RefSeq and is a predicted model, not a curated record. Gene Ontology annotation, cellular component: plasma membrane. The coding region runs from base 393 to 1676 and encodes 427 amino acids.